CGGGGAUGGGAAUCCGAGCGGGGAUUUUUGACGGGCAAAUUUUGCCCUUCAUCAUCGUUUCCCGCGAGGAUCCCCAUUCUCCACCAAUUAAUAUCAGAUGGCUUCGACAACACCAGCAAAUGAUUCCAGCCACAGUAGCAAAGCAGAUAGAUCUGACAACAACAGAGCAGAUAGAUCUGGCAACAACAGAGCAGAUGCAUCCAGUAGUAGCAGAGCAGAUGGCUUCGGCAAUAGCAAUAGAGUAGAUGGAUCCAACAACAACAGAGUAGAUGGCUUCAGCAGCAGCAGAAGAGAUGGAUUCGGCAGCAACAACAGCAAAGCAAAUGUCUUCAGCAGCAGCAGCAGAGCAGAUGGAUCAGGCAACAACAAAGUAAAUGGCUUCAGUAGUAGUAGAGGAGAUGGAUUCGACAGCAAGCUUCGGUAGCAACAACAGCAGAGGAAACUAAGAAGGUGACAUGGGUGAGCCGCAGACAAAGAGAUUGAGAGUGAGAUCGUGAGUGAUGAGAAUUAAAAUAAAUUAUGAAUAAGGUUAAAUGUAGGGGAAUGGGUUGGGUUGGAUAGUAUUGGGUUAAGUUUAUUUGUAAUUGGCUUGGAUUUGGGUUUGGAUUUAGGUUUGGGUUUGAGUUUGAGUUUAACGAAUAAAUUAAUUUUAAAAUA
Molecule: messenger RNA, 657 nt
Organism: Rubroshorea leprosula
Lineage: Eukaryota; Viridiplantae; Streptophyta; Magnoliopsida; Malvales; Dipterocarpaceae
Source: the annotation of a GenBank genome assembly